This is a messenger RNA of Chenopodium quinoa (quinoa), 1134 nucleotides long. RefSeq names its product protein FAR1-RELATED SEQUENCE 5-like. Lineage: Eukaryota; Viridiplantae; Streptophyta; Magnoliopsida; Caryophyllales; Amaranthaceae. The transcript is spliced from 3 exons. The coding region runs from base 1 to 1134 and encodes 377 amino acids. The record is from RefSeq and is a predicted model, not a curated record.
AUGGAGAAUUCGACUUUCGAUACAACAAAUUGCAGCAAUCUCAUUCACGAAUUGCUACAAAAACAGAGGCAAAUUGAGACUGAAUUUGAAAUCGAUUUAAAUCGAUCGAUUAUAGAAGAAGAAGAAACUAAUUGUUUUGGAGAUGAAUUCGUACCAAUAUUCAACAAUCCAGACAAUGCAGAUGAAGCAAUCGAUAAUGCAGAUGAAGCAAUUGAGAAUGCAGAAGACGCAAUUCAUAAUGCAGAAAAUCAAUUACCCUAUUUAUGCUCAAAUGUUACACUCAGAUUGUAUGCUGAAAAUUCAGAUUAUACAAAUCCAAUUGAUGCUUAUGGUUUAGAUCUUAGAGGAUCAUUUGUUGGUGUGGUAAGAGAAACUUUUGAAGAAAUUUUGGAAUUGUAUGAAAAACAUGCUGCUAUACUGGGGUUUUCAAUAAGAAAACAUACAACUAGAUUCAAACAACACACAAAAAUAGUAACUGAGAAAAACUAUGUGUGUUCUGCUGAGGGAAAGAGACAUUCAGGUCAGAAGAAAACAAAGUUAGUUGAAAUGGUUGAUGAAGAGGAUGUAAAUGUAAAAACAAGAAAGCCAAGACAAGUAUCCAUUACAAGAUCAAAUUGCAAGGCAUGCAUAAGAGCAAAAGUGAAUAAAGAAGGACAGUUUGAGGUGGUGGCUCAUGUUAUUCAGCAUAACCACGAGCUAACAAAGCCAAAGUGGCAUUAUUUGCAUCGUUCUGAAAGAAAAAUGACAGAGGAAAAAGUUGUAACAAUCAAAACAAUGAAAUCUUCAGGUCUAACUACAAUGGACACUUACAAUUACAUGGCUACAGAGGCUGGAGGAGAACAGAAUAUAGGCCAUAGUGUUGUAGAUCACCUGAAUUUCUGCUCAAGGUUAAGAAUGGAACAAAUUGAGGCUGGAGAUGCUCAAACUUUAGUGAACAUUUUAAGUCAGGAACAAUCAGAGGAUCCAAACUUCUUUUUUAGAGUGAAGUUUGACAAAGAAGGAAGAAUUUGCAAUAUCUUUUGGAGAGAUUCAAUGAUGCUAGAAGACUAUAGGAUAUAUGGAGAUGUUCUUGUCUUUGAUACAACAUACAGACCAACAGAUAUAAUCUUAUAUGUGCUCCAUUUGUUGGCAUAA